AUGGCUACAGCUGACACCCCCCCGGCGGCGGUGGUUAUCGUUGGAGGUGGGCCAGUGGGCCUGCUCCUAGCUCUCAUGCUUGCUCAGAAGGGCAUACGAUCUGCUGUCCUGGAGAAGGACGAAGCACUGAACCAGUCCCCCAGGGCGGUUGCUUUCUCUGGCCCAGUCCAUCAUGUCUUUCAAGAGGUCGGGAUAUACGACACCAUACUGCAAGACGCUGCGCAGACGCCGGGAUUCUGCUGGCGCAAGGUUGCCGAGGACGACGGUCGGGGGGGUAAAAGGCUGGGCGAGAAAGUGGCUGAGUGGCGUCCCGGAGAGCCAAACGAAGCCGGAGUUUACAAUCCUGGAGACUACGUCCUCCAGUAUCCCCAGGACAAAAUCGGCCAAAUGCUUCUGGAUCGAUGUUUGGAGACGAGCCUAGUGACGUUCCACUUCGGAACAGAGCUAUAUGCCAUCGAUGAGAGCAAGGGCGGGGUUUCGGCCCGUGCGAAGUCAAAGAAAGGUAACUUGGAGGUUAGGGGACAGUAUCUCGUCGGAUGUGAUGGAGGUCGGUCGGUGGUUCGCCGGUUGAUGGGUGUCAAGAUGUUCGGACACUCCUGGUCGGAACGAUUCAUGACAACCGACAUUGUGCGCACACCUCCCGUGGUCGAGGAGGUAAACAUCGAUUACAUCGUCAACCCGGACUACUGGGCCAUAACAACCCCGCUUGAGCGUGCCACGCCGGGAAAGCGCACACUAUGGCGCUACAGCAUGACAAUCACGAACGACGACAUUCCUGACGACGAGGCCAUCAAGCCGGGCUUUGUCAACGAGAUGCUCUUGAAGCACCUGGAUGGGCCCCGCCCUGCAGAUUUCGAGGUUCUGAGAGUGAACCUUUACCGAAUGCACCAACUUCUUGCUAGCACCAUGUUCCGCAACAGGCUCCUACUUGCCGGCGACGCGGCUCAUCUCACCAACCCGAUUGGCGGCCUGGGCCUCUGCACUGGGAUGUUGGACGCGGAUGCGCUUGCACAAGCCUUCGACCUUGCGCUGAACCGCUACGCCUGCGAGCCAAAGGUUCAAGAGGAAUGCUUCAGGGCUUACUCCGCUGCGCGACGUCGAGUCUUCCAGACUGUCGUUCAUCCCAUGAGUUCCGCGUGCAAGACACGUCUUCAGUGUGGAAACCCUGACGAGAUCGCGGAGGAGGACUGGUACAUGCGCACCUUUCGCAGAGGGAACAAAAGUGAAAUUGACAAAAUGCACGACGGCCUUAUUAAUCACUGGAGAACUAACUUGGCGGUAGAGUUGAUGAAUAUUAAGGAACCAGCCUGUAAUACAGUUCUAUCUUAG
Molecule: messenger RNA, 1329 nt
Organism: Fusarium oxysporum Fo47
Lineage: Eukaryota; Fungi; Ascomycota; Sordariomycetes; Hypocreales; Nectriaceae
Product: FAD-binding monooxygenase
Exons: 1
Coding region: 1-1329 (442 amino acids)
Biological process (GO): 3-(3-hydroxy)phenylpropionate catabolic process
Molecular function (GO): 3-(3-hydroxyphenyl)propionate hydroxylase activity; FAD binding
Source: RefSeq, a predicted model, not a curated record